This is a messenger RNA of Callithrix jacchus (white-tufted-ear marmoset), 4126 nucleotides long. The record is from RefSeq and is a predicted model, not a curated record. NCBI's taxonomy places the organism in Eukaryota, Metazoa, Chordata, Mammalia, Primates, Cebidae.
CCAAUCCUGGAGCAGGGCUGAGGGCGGGGGCGGGGACAAAUGGCUCAGGUGGACUCCCGGCUGGAGCUGUCCUGGGGGAGCUUGUUUGCGGCGGCUGCUGCUGCCAUUCCUGUACUGGGGAUCCGGUCGCCAGGCAAAAAGCCCUCCCAGGUUUGAGUGGAGUCAUGAGCCGUUUCCUGAAUGUGUUAAGAAGCUGGCUGGUUAUGGUGUCCAUCAUAGCCAUGGGCAACACGCUGCAGAGCUUCCGAGACCACACCUUUCUCUAUGAAAAGCUCUACACUGGCAAGCCAAACCUUGUGAAUGGCCUCCAAGCUCGGACCUUUGGGAUCUGGACGCUGCUCUCAUCAGUGAUUCGCUGCCUCUGUGCCAUUGACAUUCACAACAAGACGCUCUAUCACAUCACUCUCUGGACCUUCCUCCUCGCCCUGGGGCACUUCCUCUCUGAGUUAUUUGUCUAUGGAACUGCAGCUCCCACAAUUGGCGUCCUGGCACCCCUGAUGGUGGCAAGCUCACCCUUCUGUGCCCCUCCAGCAGUUCUCUUCCCAUGUCGCCCACCUGGGACUCUGCUGCAGUCCUGACUCGUGCAAUUGGACCUGCAUUCUUCUCCCUGCACUGCACAGCCCUCUGCCUCCCUACCAUGAACAUCAGGACUCAGAUGAUGAAAGCUUUAAAGCCUUUCUUUUCUUUUUUUCUUUUUUUGAGACAGAGUCUCACUCUGUUGCCCAGGCUGGAGUGCAGGGGCAUAAUCUUGGCUCACUGCAACCUCCACCUCCCAUGUUCAAGCAAUUCUCCUGCCUCAGCCUCCCCAGUAGUUGGGACUAGAGGCACAUGUUGCCCAAGCUGAUUGCCAACUCCUGAGCUCAGGCAAUCCACCUGCCUUGGCCCUCCAAAGUGCUGGGAUUACAGGCAUGAGCCACUGCACCCGACCUUUAAAACCUUUCUUUAUACAUCACACCUGAAGCCAGAACCAUGGUGGAGGCACCAACUGGCACCCUAUGGUUGUGUCAAACUAAACCCUACAUCCCUUGAGUACCACAUUCUGUGAAGCACUUCGUAUGCAUUUAUUAUUUCAAUUCAACCUUUAUAAAAAUCCUGUGAGAAAUAUAUGACGAUCUCUCAUUUUACCAGUGAAGAAACUGAAGCUCAGGCCACUCAAGUUACUUGUCCAAAGUCACCAGCUGAAUAAAUGCAGAGCUGGGAUGUGAACUCAGAGUGGGAUUUGAAAUCUCUGCCCCUUCUGCUAUCGCAUUCAGGGAUGAUGAUGCAACACGUGGUUGCAUCUUUGGAAAAGCUCAAAGUCAGAGUCUCCAAAGGAUGCUACUUCCACCUGAUGCUUCAAAACAGCUGCUAAGGGUAGAGGAGCUUCCUCCUCCUUUCAUGUUCCUCCCUCACACUCUUCCCACAGACUCUGCAGAAAGUGAUGUCAUGGACACCAGUCUUAUUGAUUAUCCCAUAAGUUCACCAGGAUGAAGCUUUAAUCAUAGCUUCAUCCUAAACCACUGACCAGUUUAGAAAAACUAUUUGUAGUCCCAGCCUGAGAUAAACCUCAUCACCCAGUUUCCAGCCUCCAAACCAAACUAGACAAAUCUGGAGCCUUAAGGUGAUGAGGACCGGCACUGAAAUGAUGGGAUCACAGAGCUCUUGUUCCACUGGGAGUUGCCCUUCUCUACCUGGGUAGCGUACAGGGAGAAGAAUAUCUCAUGCUGACCACUAGAUUUAGACAUCAUGUGACGCUAGGAACUGGUGACAUCUAGGUUCUGAAGAGGGCUGAGAAAGUGUCCUUCCCAGUCCUCUCAUAUUUUCUAAUUCAUCUGAAUCAUCCAACUGCCCAUGUCCCAGCCCAGCCAACAUUCCAAUCCCUCCCUCCUCCUGCCGCAGAGCAAACCCUGGGAAAAUGGACACUGCUAUUCAGUGGUUUGGGAAUGGCCAGUCCUCACCACUCUUGUGUCUGGCUGAAGCAAGCAACUAACAGAUGGCAGCGUGAGGUGGCAGCCAAGCUCCGCCAGCAGUAAUUAAGCAGAGCCAGGCCCCUUGUUGCCACCUCCCUAGGGAUGGUCUCAAUUGGCCUUUCUUCAGGCAGCCAGAGUGAGAUCUGGUCUGACCAGAGCCUCACAGAAGUGGGUUUGUGUGGUGGAGAACAGGGUCUGCCACUGUCUGUUGCCUGCAGACACUGGGAACUUUGAAGGCCUUGACCGAGCAGCCCGGGACAUUGCCUUGCCCCAGUACAGUAUAACCUAGCAGCUGCCCCGCCAGCCAGUGCUAAACUGAAUACCCAGUGAAUGGGGAGCACUGGAAAAUCACAAGGGAAGGAUGCUGAGGGGCUGUUCCCCAGAGCAUUUCCUCCAAGGCCAGCUGCUGAAUUGAGGCAUCCAGGUUGCUUUAUAUAAAUGCAGAUUCUUCUGCCGAUUUGGCAUCCAUGGGGGGACUAGUGGACUGGCGUUCACUAAACUCUUUUAAUUUUUCUUCACCUAUGUUCACACUGAUAAACCUUUUUUUUUUUUCUUGAGCCAGGCUGGAGUACAGUGGCGUGAACUCAGCUCACUGCAACCUCUGCCUCCGGGGUCAAGCGAUCCUCCUACCUCAGCCUCCCAAGUAACUGGGACUAUAGGUGUGUGCCACUAUGCCUAUCUAAUUUUUGCUUUUUUUUUUUUUUGAGAUGGAGUUUCGUUCUUGUUGCCCAGGCUGGAGUGCAAUGGCAUGAUCUUGACUCACCACAACCUCCACCUCCCAGGUUCAAGAAAUUUUCUUGCCUCAGCCUCCCAAGUAGCUGGGAUUACAGGCAUGCGCCACCAUGCCCAGCUAAUCUUGUAUUUUUAGUAGAAACAGGAUUUCUCUAUGUUGGUCAGGCUGGUCUCCAAUUUCCGACCUCAGGUGAUCUGCCCGCCUUGGCCUCCCAAAGUGCUUGGGAUUAUGGGCAUGAGCCACUGCACCCAGCCUAAUUUUUGUAUUUUUUUAGAGAUGAGGUUUUACCAUGUUGCCCAGGCUGGUGGUCUUGAACUCCUAGACUCAAGCGAUCCACCUGCCUUGGCCUCCCAAAGUGCUGGGAUUACAGAUGUGAGUCAAUGUGCCUAGCCUGAUAAAACCUUUUAAGAUAGCUCCAGGCUCUUAGAAAUGCACUGGGCAUUCAGGUCCAAAGAACAUUAUGAAAUGUACCAGCGAGGUAUAAAUAAUUGGAAGAUAAUAUACACUGCAAACUGGAGAAAGCAUAGAGCACCUUGGUUAACCCCAUGGGGUCCACAAGGUGCCAUGAGAAAAGGGCAGUGAAAUCACCUCCUCCUUAUCUCCAUUCUUUGAAGUUUCCACAGACUUUCCACUGCUGAAAAGUUUUUCCCAUUCAUUUUCAUUUCUCCCUUCUCUGCCGCUUUCACAAAGCUACGUAGAGAGUGGGGAGGGGAACGAGGACUAUGCUAGGCCUUCAAGUCCGGUAGCUCUCAUCUUCCUCGGAUCCUGUGGGGAUCUUAAGAAGGGCAUAGCUUCCCUCAUUUGAGAAAUGAAGAAACUGAGGCUCAGAGAAGACAAACUUGAAUGACCUGCUUGGCCACUCAGAUCUCCACACAAUGUCUUGGAGCCACAUUGCUUAUGAAUAUGCCAUUUCAAAAAAUAGGUCCCCGGUUCUCAGUCCAAGAGGAAAAGUCACUUACUUGUAGGUUUUGGACCUAUCCAGCCAGAUUCCUGAGAGCACAGCCCCAAGCAUUCCUGCAAUGACGAUGGUCAGGCCAAUUCUUCCAGCAUUCACUUCUUCCCCCUGGGGAAACCACAGCCCCAACGAUCACCCAGAGAUGGGACAAGACCCAGGAGAGAGUGCAGUCACCAUGGGGUGAAGGAACAAAGGCAAGUAACUCAGGUUCCAUCAGAGUCAACAUUCGGAAUGGAUCAGGACAAGAUGGCCUGUAAGAAGAUGGCUUAGGAAAAAAUUCUAGAAUAACUACUCCUCCCAGCAACAUAACUCAGACUGUGUGUGCAUGAUAUUGGAUGCCGGAGUGACAGGGAUGAACCAAAUUUGUUCUUCGAACUACUUUUAGGCAAAUUUUUUAAAAAAUGUAAACCUUACAACAACUCUUCUAUCUUAUCUGUCAUGAUUUCCAUUUCACAGAUGGGGAAAUUAAAAUGUAUGUGUUAAAAUUCC